Messenger RNA from Dothidotthia symphoricarpi CBS 119687, 3513 nucleotides. RefSeq lists its product as uncharacterized. Gene Ontology annotation, cellular component: nucleus. Gene Ontology annotation, molecular function: transcription cis-regulatory region binding; DNA-binding transcription factor activity, RNA polymerase II-specific; zinc ion binding. Bases 1 to 3513 code for a protein of 1170 amino acids. Lineage: Eukaryota; Fungi; Ascomycota; Dothideomycetes; Pleosporales; Dothidotthiaceae. The record is from RefSeq and is a predicted model, not a curated record. Gene Ontology annotation, biological process: positive regulation of transcription by RNA polymerase II. The transcript is spliced from 4 exons.
AUGACAAACGCUCAGUCAGGCUCACCCAAGGGCGGUGCGGGGGACCUCUCACCAACUGGCAAUAGCUCUGGACUCACGACAAACCCCAAGAUGAGGAAGAGGACUAAGACUGGGUGUUUGACAUGUCGGAAGCGCCGUAUCAAGUGUGGUGAGGAACGACCUACUUGCGGCAACUGCAUCAAGUCGAAGCGCCAGUGCGAGGGUUACAAUCAGCGGGUCAUCUUCAAGACUCCCCUCGCGGACUGGCCAAAUCACCCAGGUGUAGUCAGCACUAUGCAGUAUCACUCAUCGAUGCUCCCUGGUACCCGUAAUCAAACAUUUCGGCCGCCUCAACCGGUCACUCAGGGCCAGGAUAACACACUCACUUCUAUCCAACCCAGGCCGACAAGCGACUUCGACUUCUCGAGCUUAGACCAGAGCUUUCAAAGACCUUUACCACCACCACAUCACCAACCGUUUCCUUCGCCUCAUCAUCAGGCGCAUCUCCCUACAAUGACCACGUCAUACAUUCCUCAACCAUCAACUGUACACACUGCCUUCCCGGUGUCAGUGUACCACGAUACGAGUCUCGGAUAUGAACAACCUCAACCCUACCCACGUAGUCAGGCUACAUUUCAACAGAGCCCCGUAACAUACGAUGGCCAUGGCGAUUCGAUACAUGGUGUUUCUCAGGCCUUGCCUCAACCACCACUCUAUCAGCAACGAUAUGAUUCAUCAGAUCAUUCUGAAGAUCAGAACUCCUACAUCUCACAUUCGAGCGUGUCGCCACAGAGCGACCAUCAUCCUCAGAUUCCAGAUCAACGAUCUAGAUUACAGCGAUACGGCAGCCAAACACAAAAUGCUGUCCAGCAACAUGUCGGCUCUGUAGAGAUGGACCAAACGGGACCAUACCAUCCUGCUGCACCUGCUAACGCUGAUUUCAUUCACUCCAGCUUUCAUUCUUUCCAGAUGCCCAAAUAUAAUAUGACGUCGGAUGUGAAAUAUUUGCCACCACCUGUCCUCGAACAAUCAAAUCCAAUACACGAAUCACAACCCACCCAACCGCAGUUACUGCUUCAAGGGUUCGGAGGCGUCGACCAUGUCAGUCCCACGCAAGUUCUCGACGAAGCCGCAGUCGAGUACGAAGAUGACGACUAUUGGGAUGUGCAAUCAGACGAUGACAUGCCCGAUAGAGAAGACGAUGCCGACGAAGAGACGAUGCUCACGAGCAAGGACUUUAACAUCAUCCGACGCAUACACAUGGAGAACUCGAACGAGCUUGGGAUCAGACGAUACGAUGCCUUCCUCUACGAUGGGUUGCUGUCGCAUUACAAACCAGAGUACGCCGCGAGCCCUCUGAGAAACCCUAAGACGGCUAGAGUUUUUGCGCACUUUAUUCAUGUGACAGGACCAAGCCUAUCUAUCUACGAACGUAAUCCAAGAAACUCCACCCUCAUAUUCGAAGGAUCGACUCCGGCGGCUCAACAAGGGCUAUGGACAUAUAUUCUUCCUUUGAAGGCGCUCGGACAUCAAGGACUCUUGCACGCUAUGUUAGCAUUAGCAAGUCUACACAUCGCUCGGCUACAGGGAGCGUCCAUCACGCCCUCAUACAAGCAUUACGCCUAUUCACUCAAGCGUCUCGGUCGAUCACUUGGGAGUCCACAAAAGCGUCUCACAAUACCGACUCUGGCUACAUCCCUACUUCUGGCCUUCUAUGAAGUCUGGACGGCAGAGCACACCAAGUGGUCCACUCAUCUCAUCGGUGCAGCACAACUUGUCGCUGAACUCGAUUUUCGCUCGCUCACUCGAGAGGCAAGACGCUUGAAAGCCGCUCAGGCGGCGCAAGAAAGGCAGUUUCCCUACCAAAACCCUGAGAUGCUCAUCGACCAGAAGCAACUCAACCGAAGACUGCAAGAGAGCACCAUGAUGCCGGAUGAGAGAUUGGUGAGCGUAAUCAUCGGCAACAAAGUCAGCUACGAUGACUUCGGUAUGGUCUUUGAAGAGAACGGUAUGCGGCAGGAGAAGAAGACGAGUUUGCCGGGAAAGCUGGACCUGAAAAGUUUCGAAACCCUCCAAGAUCUGUAUUGGUGGUAUGCAAGGCAUGACGCAUGGCAGAGUAUGAUAAGCGGCAACCCUCUCAUAACCGCCUACCGCAAAUGGUCCGACUGCCCCCCACGAGCACCCCUCGGUCGCGCCGACGCGCUCUACGGCACUCACGACCACAUCAUUCUCCUAAUUGGUAGAAUUAACGACUUCACGACACGAGACCGAGAGCGGAAACUGAGACAAGUACGGGCUGACGGCGCAUGGAGACCAAGACCUGGUAUGCCUGGAUAUGGGAACAUGGGACCGCCGCCCAUGAGGCCUGGUCAGCCACCAACACCUAUUACAUCGAUGGGGCCUCACCCUCACAUGCAAGGCCCUCCACCCGGAUGGACAGGGCCACCUCCUCCCGGCUUCGGUCCACCAGGCCCACCUACACCUGGAUCUGGGCCUCCAAGCCAGGGCCAAAGUCCCCCCGGAGGUCCACCGCCAUCUGCAAUGCCAAAUUUCUACGGCAUGGCACCCUCUCGACCCCACGCACCUCUAACGGGUGUCUACGUGAACCCAGCCUACCAGCGCUCUCCCCAAACAUCCAACGAGCAAAACCCACAACACGCCAACCUCCCCGCAGCCUACGACGAAGCACUCGAAGAAUGGAACAGCAUCGCCGCAGCCCACGCAGCCAUCUCCAACAUCCUAGGCAGCACCGCAUCCUUCACGCCCCUCCCCCCAGACCUAUGUCCCCUCCCACCAGGCAGAACCAGCACCACCACGCCCUUCGGCCCCGCCAUCGUCCACCGCAGCUACGACAUCAGCAUCCUCUGGACGCUAAUCCACCUCGGCAACAUAAUCCUGCUCCGCUGCCACCCUGCCAUGCCGCCCGCCGCCCAAAUGGCAGCCGGCAUCUGCGCCCCCGCCACCGCCCACUCCGCACAACUCAUCGGCCGCAUCGCAGCCGGCAUGCACAUCCCCAUCAGCGACGACCUAUCUCCGUUCCUCGGCGCAGUGCUGACAGAGUCGACGCUCUCGCUGUUUUUCGCGGGCGUGCAGUACCAGGACGCUGCGCAGCGCGAGUGGCUUGUCACGCGGCUGCUGGAGAUUGAUCGCCGGACGGGGUGGGCUACGGCGGGGAUUAUCGCUAGGGGGUGCGAGACGGCGUGGGAGAAGGCUGCGGGGAUGGGGAGGGGGCCGUUGUAUGAGAGGCGUACGACGAGGGCGGGGGAGGAGGGGCCGCUGCGGCGGGAGGUGGGGGGCGGGACGGAUUGGAGGGCUAGGGAGGGGAAUGCGGGGGAGCAGGGGGUGCGGGUUGUGAGUAAGCGGCCGGAAGGGUAUGUGCGGGGGGGUGGUGGGGAUUCAAGACUGGAGGAUAGGGGGCAGGAGGGGAGUGGGGAUAGGCGGUAUGUGGUUAGGAGUCAGUUGGCGCCUUGGGCGAUGAAUUUGCUGGGCACGGAAGAGGAUUUGAGGGCGGGGAUAGAGAGGAUUGGGCUUUGA